Messenger RNA from Tachysurus fulvidraco (yellow catfish), 4649 nucleotides. RefSeq names its product transmembrane protein 42. Bases 159 to 626 code for a protein of 155 amino acids. The record is from RefSeq and is a predicted model, not a curated record. The transcript has 3 exons. NCBI's taxonomy places the organism in Eukaryota, Metazoa, Chordata, Actinopteri, Siluriformes, Bagridae.
CCUGCGUAGUGCCCUACAUGAGGAUGAAUGUUCCGUGCGCUGCAGCGACGUGAUCAGUGCGCAGGUGUUUCUCAGAGGGAAGUGCGGGCUUUCUCCGGUUUCUGACUCCUAUCUCUUGUUAUUUGUUUGUGAUGCGUGAAUAACGCGCGGAGGUCUCCAUGUUCCCCGGGGUUUUACACGCCCUGCUGGCGGGGUUCCUCGGCGCAGUGGCCUCAUCCUCCGCCAAACUGUCUCUCGGUACGGAUUAUCUGAAAGGCGUGUGUGAGACGGGACUGAGGACGUGGGGAGAACAGAGGACAUUCAGACACGCAGAUGAGACAACCGCGUGUGAGUGGCUGCACAUUCCUCUCCGUCUGCUCUGCGGUGGGCUGCUCUUCACCUGUAAUGCUGUGAUGUGGACGUUCCUGUCGAAGGCUCUCAGGUACUCUUCAUCCUCUGCCAGAACCACUGUGACCACCACUGCCUCCAACUUCAUCUCCUCGGCACUCCUUGGGCAGCUUAUCUUUGGGGACAGCCUCAUCGCUCUGUGGUGGGUCGGGGUCUCACUCACACUAUCGGGUCUCCUGGUGCUACAACGCUCUUCCUCCACAAACACACACUCUGAGACCUCAAAGAAAGAUGAAUGAGGCCAUGUGAACCGAAGACGCAUGUCAUGAUGAACAACGUUAGCUUUCUGCGAUUUAAAGAGCGGUCACCAAACGUAAUCAAACUAGAUUUGAGUGUUAAAACAGUCCAUCCAAAAAUACUAAUGUGGCUAGCAAAAAAGUGAAGAUGACACCGCAAAAAGUUUAGAAAAGGUCUAGAGUAGAAUAUAUAAACUUGGCUAUGGUUUAGAACAUGUAAAGGAUUUCUUUAGAAACAAACUGCUAAUAGUUCCAUUAAUUGCUCUUGACAUAUUUGUGAUGUAAUGAUUUAUAUUUCUCAGUGAAAUUCCUGAUACUGCUACAACUCAUGAUUUUUUUUGCAUGUAUUCUACCUGCUAGUUUGUCACAUGGAUGCCGUGGCUAGUUAUUGUAACGAGGGUGAACUCUACUAUAGCCAUGAGCUAUUAAUUGGUUAUGUAAAUUGUAACCGUAUUUAACACAGGCGGUGUUCUAUAAUAUAACCGCUGUAAUAUAGUCCAGAAACGUCUGCCUCUGUAGGGUCUUUAGGACACGUUUAAAGGAGCAUUGUACUUGGAGAACGUUAGACCAUAAUCCUGUUGAAUGAAUGAAUCCGGCCAUUUUGAGUUCUCUCAGCCUUUGUGAAUAAGAAGCAAGGAAGAUCCCUGGCUUGUGGACCCUGGGAUCAUUUUGGUGGAUGGGACAGUACAGGAAUAUGUCCUGACAUGGGACGUGUCAACAACCACAUAUCCUUCCAGAUUUUUUUAUUAACCAUUAUAAACACCUCAUAGUGAUUAUAAACACCUCACAGGGACCUUAUGAUGUCAUGACAGGAGCUUGUGGGAGUACUCGCUUGUGUGGGUCAUACCAAAGACUUAAAUGCUGAACCUCCUGGUGUUUCUUGAGAAAAUCAAGAAAGAGAAGAUAGAGUUGAGUGAAUAACACAACGUUCUUGCUAGCAGUUCACUUGUGGGCUUAGCUUGCUCUGUGUUUUUAUAAGUUAGUUAUUUUCAGUUCUGAAUUGAAACAUCAGUAGAUUUAGUGUAGAGCUUCUAAAGCUAAACACCAAGCUAACCAUAAGCUAGUUAAAGAUUAAUUAAUCUUCAAACUGUACUAACUGUACUUCUGGUGAGUAUCAGAAGCUCCAAUAAUCUCUACUGCAUUCGUUCCUGUUUUAUUUUGUCUAAAUGUUUAUAAAUGCACUUAAUGACAGUUUGUAUAUGACAGGAUGUGGAAUCAAGAGAGGAACUAAAGUAGUGAGCGGGGAACAGGAUUGGCCAGAGCAGUCAGUUGAGCAGUUGUUUGGAUUUGUUGUGUCUUCGCAGUGUCGUAGUUAAUAAGAACAGAAUUGAGUGAAUUGAUUUAAAUAUCGCCAUGUUGCUGGAAUCACAGCUCUCUGUCAUGCACAGAAUUUUUCGUAAUUUGAGAAGAAUUGAUGCUGCUGACAUCAUCAUAGCUGUCAGUUUGUUUUAAAGGGAAAUUAUCACACUUUAAUUAGAAAUCAAUGAAACAGUACACAGUUUAUUAAGCGAUGGGUUUAUUGUAAACAGAAUAUGUAAAAACUAUUUAGAUAUUUAAUCACUGCAGUUUGGAUCUUGACGUGACGGAAUCACGAAUCAUUUCCCUUUUCAGUCACCCCUCCCCCAAUGCAGAAUCAUCACCCAAGUACUUUUAAUGUCCUUGAAUUUAUUACAUCAUUUUCUCCACCUGCGUAUACAAGUUAUCAUCAUGCUGAGAUCCAUCACACCUCCACUGUUCCUCUGCCCUCAUCCAUAUUAGCAAAUUGUGACCUAGAAAAAGGUCUAGAGAAAUUAAAUGCCUUUUUUCAGCUGUAUAAUAAUAGAGCAGUGCAGCAUGUGAUGAAGACUUGUGUGUCUCAUCAUCUCCUCCACAGACACAUCACUGUGAUCAGCAAGCAGCAAUGAUGCAAUAACAACUAGCACAACACCAAGCUUAAUCUCUGAACAAAGCUGUUUCAUGUGUUCUUUCUGUCACUGAUAUCUGACGUGUUUCGUAUAUAAACAGAAAAUCCUGAAGUGUUUUCAGGAACCUAGUGAUGGAGUGCAGUUUGUAACUAAACAGCCAAAUCCAGAACUUCCACAACCUUCUCCAUUUAUAUACAGUUUAAUAUAGAAUUGUAGAAAAUGCAAUAUAAAUGUAACAUGAAAUUGUCAAUGCUAACAGCAAACGAAAGCUAGCAAGACAGAAGCACGUGUAUUGCUAACUCACUAGUGACAAAACGUGAAGAAUGCUUCACAAUUGCCCAUUACCAGGAUUCACGUAGUCAAAUAGUGAAAAUUGCCAACGCUAGUUGCUAGUGCAAACCGCUGACAAGUCGGCAAGUCGUGAACAUGCUAACUGCUCAGAUUCUACCUACAAGCUCCUUUAAGUGCUGAAUGCAGAGUUUGUAAAACUCCAGAAAAAACUGCUAAUGCAAUUAUUAAUGAACUGAAAAUAAUAAGGCUAGAUAGUAAUGAUCACGCUAAUUCCCAGGAUUAGCAUUUAUUAAACUUUUUUUAAGCUAACUCAUGCUUUAAUGGAUGUAUAGUAACAUUAAAAAAUAUUAAAUUACCUGUGUAUUACUAAAGAAUAACGAGUAGAAACUAGCCGUAAUUACACAUUCCACAGAAUAACAAUGGAGUUGAAAAGGAGGAAGAAAACAAACAGGAAGUAUUAGCAUCUUAGCAUCUUAGUUUCCUUCUGGUCAACCAUCUCCUUUAAUAGUUGCAGGUGUGGAAGAUGAUGACUGAUGAGAAAAAACAUUAAUUCAAUAAGGUGAACAUAUAACUUAUCCUACAUUCAAAAGGAUCCAGUCAAAUUGCUAACAGCUUAGCAACAAAUUUGUUUAGCCUUUGCUGGGUAAUUUCUACAUGCUAGUUUUCAUGUUAGCAUUGCUGCUAUUGUCGUAAUGGUUAAGGGAAUGAAUGUCAGCGUUGUGUGUCUUUGCAGCAAAUUGCCAACACUGAACUUUGCUAACCGCUAGAUUAGCUAGUUUCAUGGUGUAACUUUUUUUUUUAGCUUUUAAUUUUUUAUCCAUGUAGCAAAACUCAAACACAAUAACACCUGCAUUUACACUCGCUGUGAAUCGCCAGUGCUUCCUACAUCCAGUUGAUUCUCAGUGGAUAAUAAAAGGGCGGCGACGGACCGACUGGGACGUUUAUGCUGGAUGCCUUUUUUUUUCUUAUCCAAAUCCAAAGUCUUGUGUACUUUUAUUAUUACAUGCAAGUCCCUGGCGAUGUGAGUUAUUUAUAUGAACAUCACUUCAAUCUGAGAUGCUGAUGUUUAUUUGUUGUACAGAUGUUAUUGCAGUAAUUUACCAUUGGAAAAGAUUUGUCAAAUCGUUACAUGGCUACUUGUACUGCAUUAUCUUUAUGUUAAUGUUAUAAAACCUAUAUAAUGUGUGUAGAAUAGCGAAGAAUCCCAAUGUAGGAAUGAGCAUAUAGCAUGAGAUUUAUUCAUAUUUAUCCGGUGACUUGACACAGCAUUUAAUGUGCCUGUUUUUUUUUUUUAUCCUGAUGUUUCAUGUGCUGCUUAUACAAUAUAUCACAAUUUAUCAACAUGUAUGCAAUCGUCGUAAAUGUUAAACAACUUAGAACAUGACAACCUUUGGAUGCAGACCCACAAUAUUCAAUUCAUCAAAAGUAUUAGAACAGAUUAUCACAGAGGAAAUAACACCGUGAAGCUGGUGACCAACUGAUGUUAUCUGAUGUAAUCUUCUUCAGUGAAGCUUCUUCUUUCAGUUAUUGUGUUUCAGUGGAUUUCUCCUCUUCAGGAGGUGAAAUAUUACUCAGUUCAGCGUUCAGGUCUGUUGAUUGACUUGUCCAGUCUAAAACCUUUCACUUUGCCCUGUGUUGAGAGUCUGUGUGUUUUGGAUCGUUGUCUAGCUGCACGAUGAAGUUCCUCCGGAUUUGAUUGGAUGCAUUUCUGUGUAAAAUAUCACAGGAGGUUUCCUCCCCCGGUCCAAAGACAUGCAUGGUAGGUUGAUUGGCAUCUCUGGAAAAUUGUCCAAAGUGUGUGUGUGUGUGUGUGAAUGAGUGUGUGUGUGCC